Centropristis striata (black sea bass) is the source of this 2375-nucleotide messenger RNA. It is a transcript of the gene fam131ba, whose product is annotated as family with sequence similarity 131 member Ba. The transcript is spliced from 10 exons. NCBI's taxonomy places the organism in Eukaryota, Metazoa, Chordata, Actinopteri, Perciformes, Serranidae. Bases 128 to 1444 code for a protein of 438 amino acids. The record is from RefSeq and is a predicted model, not a curated record.
AGCAGAAGAAGAGGAGGCGAGGGGAAAGCAGCAGCAGAGAGAGAAAGAGAAAGAGAUCCGGGGAGAAAUGCCCGCUGGACGGAUGGAUUUUAUUUUCCCCGAGCUGUACGAGCCUCUGUAAGACACCAUGGGCUGCAUAGGAUCCCGGCAGAUCACAGUGGAUGCGGUGCCGGUACAGAAAGAUGGGGAUCAGUUGUCCAUGGAGGACACUACUUCCAUUCUGCCUCGCCUCAAGAGGAAGCCGGCCCAGACCUAUGGGAUCGGUGCCCUGGCUAAGUCCUCUCUGACAGGUGUGUCAGGUGUGUCUCGCUCCAUGAAGGACAAAGUGACCAAGCCCACCGCUAUGGCCCAGGGUCGCGUCGCCCACAUGAUCGAGUGGCAGAGCUGGGGCGUACCAUCUGCGGGGCCGAUGGGGGGCGCGGGACACACCAACCUGCAGAGGGAAAAGGAGAGGAGGCUGGAGAACGAUGCUUACAGCGACCUCAGUGACGGCGAGAAAGAGGCUCGCUUCGCUGCAGGCAUCAUGCAGCAGUUUGCGAUCUCUGAGGCGACUCUGUUUGGCUGGAACUCGAUGGACGGGGAGAGUAUGGGAGCCGGCUCCAACCAGGGCAGCGUCGCUCACCUCAGUGAGGUCAACCAGGAGAGCAUCACCAGCAGAGACCAGGUGCUCCACCACUCGUCAGCAGACGUCUGGCCUCACACCUACGUCUCUCAGGGCCUGUACUGCCUGUCGUCCUCCGACGCCUGGGACCCAAUCACCAGCCAGCCUUCGGGCGUGGCCUCACCUGCUGCAGGCUCCUACAUCAUGGCUGCUGGUGGCGGCAGCGGAGCAGCAGGAACACCUGGUGAGGGCUACGAGGGGACGGUAGGUGGUUACCUUCAGCAGCAUCACGCUCAUCUGGCCCUGCAGCAGCAGAGCCAACUCCAACAGCUGCAACAGCUCCACCAGUACCAGCAGCAUCAGUUCCUGCAGUACCAACAACAACAGUCUAUGGAGCAAAGGCUACAUAGUGCCUCCCAUUCCCUCCAAGCCACUCCCAACAGCACCAUCCACAGUCUCGGCCCUCCCACCCACCCUCGGCUAGCUGACCUGUGGGGAGCUGCGCAGGUCGAGGCACACCACGUGGAGAUUGUUGGGCCGAUGAAUGGGCAGAUGGCUGACAUGGUGACAGGAGUGGUGGAGACAGUGGGAGAGGAGCCAGAGCCCGAGUCUGAAAGCCUCGCUGAGCAGCGUGAAGACGGAGAGGAGGAGCUGACAAAGGUAGAUGACAUCACAUUAACCCUGGAGCCGGAGCCGUGCUCUUUGACCCCGUCCCCACAGAGGGAGGAGGUCUCCUCAACCAGAGGGUCAAGCCCAGGACUGCCAGCACAGAUCGCCGAAUCUACUGCGGGAAGGAUACCGUUCGAAGUCACGCCCUGCAUCGUCCAGUCAGUAGAGGAGUAGGACGAAGGAGCGGAGGAGGGCUCCAUUGUUAUUGUUGAAGCCAACUGAAUCAUAGGGCCAGAAAAAACUGGAAAUUAAUACUUCAAUAAUCAAUCAAGCUAUUCUAUCCCUACCCCAACCCCCUCCUAUUUAUCCACUUUGAGUCAGAGGGAAUGCAAGAAGACUUUUUCAGAUGAUACGUGGGAUGUAAUGUACACAAACUAAAUGCCAAGAAGCCCCCUAAGUUACUGCGGGAAAUGUGGAAUAUUAAAUAUGUGACGAUGAACACAUAACAUUUAAAGUAGAUAAGAGACUUACAUUCAGUGACUGCUGAAACAAGCUGUGUGAGGAUGAGACGGAUUCAUAACCAGUUUGGACCAAACGGACCAAAGAACCAGGACUUAAAGCCGAACAGUAGGCAGACGGACGGGUGUGAUAAGAAAAAAGAAGAAAAGGUAGGACAUGAAGAGAGAGGAAGGGCCGAGUUAAACAUCAGUAUCAGUGCAAUACAACAAACACGGACACAACAAGGUCAAACAGUCUUUGCAAAUAAUUCCGAGCUGGUGGUUCAGGUGUGGCGUGUUAUCUGAGAAAUCCUGCAGGACCAGGAACUCCACCUGGUUACAGAUAAGUAAUGUAUUCUGCUUUGACGGGCAGCUUGUCUGAGCUCUAGUUGAGAUGACACUCAGAGGGACCUGUGGCUCACACCUUGGACUUAUUUGCAAACACACAUAAUCUGGACACAACCAAAAGAAAGUGCAUGCUUUUUAACAGUGACCUAACCCUUACAGUAUAACACAGUAUACAAAGUAAUAAUAUAUCAAAUUGCUUUUUAUAAUAAAAGAAAAAAUCCAAUAAACCAAUAUGUAUUUGUAUGAAUGUAAGAAUGUAUGUAUGUAUGUAUGAAUGUAGCUUUGUUUGUGUGUAAAAUAUAUAUAUUCUGGGAAACAGA